Messenger RNA from Lachancea nothofagi CBS 11611, 2001 nucleotides. The record is from the annotation of a GenBank genome assembly. NCBI's taxonomy places the organism in Eukaryota, Fungi, Ascomycota, Saccharomycetes, Saccharomycetales, Saccharomycetaceae.
AUGGGUAAACCAAGAGGCAGAAACUUCUCUAAGAAGCAAAACAACGAGGAAGAAGUUCCACGGGCGGUUACCGGAUUCUCGGACAAUGCAAACGUUCAGUCCGAAAAUUCUAUAUUGUCCGCCGAUCAGCCAAACACUUUCUUUGGUGUAUUAGAUACUCAGGAACUUGAGUAUUUUAAGCAGGCGGAGUCGACUUUAACUGUCGAUACUUUUGAGACGCCCGAAGAGAAAGUACAAUUCGUUACAAGCGUCAUCGAGGAAAGUAAAAACAAAGAACUGAAAUUAGCCACAUCGCAAAUUUGCUCCAAACUUAUGGAAAGGCUGAUCUUGGUUGGGACAAACCAGCAGCUAAAAGCGAUUUUUCAAAGUUUCAAUGGGUUCUUCUUCAACAUGGCUUGCCACAAGUACUCAUCACACGUACUCGAAACUCUUCUAGUCAGAGGUGCCGCCGUGGUUGAGAAGGAGCUCUUGACCCCACAAUUUGAAGGAGCUGGUUUUAGCGAAGGCGAUGAUGAAGUUUUUGCAUCUAUGGAGACACUUUUUUUGCACAUGAUGAAUGAGAUUACACCUAAUGUGAGGACUAUGCUAAAUCAUCGGUAUGCAUCUCACGUUCUGCGAAUGCUGAUCUUGAUUCUUUCGUCAAAGACUUUGCCAAGCACAACGAUGAGCAACUCAGCGUUGCGUUCUAAAAGAUCCAAAAUUGCACGUAAAAUGAUUGAUAUCAAGGACAACGAGGAUUUUAAUAAGACUUACAAGACCCCAGACUCCUUCAAGGUACAGCUUCGCGAGAUGCUUUCGUCUUUGUACAGAAGCUUGACUGGCGGGGCCGAACUGGGGUCCUCAAAUUUUAAAAACAUCAGCAUGACUCAUAUCACCAAGACCAGAGAGUUGUGCAUUGAUGCGAUAGCUUCUCCCGUGUUGCAACUUAUCAUUCAGGUCGAAGGUAUAUUUGACAGAGACAGAUCUUUCUGGCAUCUCAUCUUCUCGUCAAGUGAGGAAAAAAAUGCUAAAGAAGAGGCACUGGUCGAGUACCUACUCUCGGACCCUGUUGGCUCGCAUUUCCUCGAAAAUGUGAUUUCCUUCACUCGUGUUAAAUACACCGAGCGUCUAUACAAGAUGUACAUGAAGGAUCGAAUUGUUAAGCUCAGUAAAAGAGACUUGACUGGUGCCUUUGUUGUACAAGCCCUGCUAAAGCAUUUACGCCCCAAUGACGUGAAAUCUAUUUUGAAUGACAUUGUUCCCGAGUUGAGCGUCAUUGUGAAUUCCAAUAUGGAUUUUUGCACUAGCAUCAUCGAAGCCAGUAUUCAGCAAGGCGACUACAUGAAAGAAACGGUACUCAAGCAAUUGAUCAAGAGGUUUUAUCCUGAAGAAUCCGAAGACAAGAACAUUUUGGAGAGCUGCUUGAUGCUAACCUCAUCCACUUUAGGGAACACAAGGGAUGACUGGCCCACUGCCGAGGAGAGGCGAAGGUCCCUAUUUUUGGAAAAAUUGAUAGAUUACGAUGAUAAAUUUCUUGAAAUAACGAUUGAAAGUUUGUUGGCGAUGCCACAACACAGAGUUUUACAAAUGUGCUACCAUGGCGUGUUUUCGCACGUUGUAGAGCAUGUGCUACAGGUAAAGAGAGUCGAUAAAAUCCAAAGAAAAAGGCUACUGAAUAUUUUCUGCACCGAUGUUGUUAAUCUGUCAUGUAACGCCUAUGGCUCCCAUCUUAUCGACAAACUCUGGGAGUUCACAACAUUGCUGCCAAUGUACAAGGAAAGAAUAGCGACGAGUAUGACUGGAGAGGCCGAAAAGGUGAAAAAUAGUGUAUAUGGAAGACAAGCCUGGAAGAAUUGGUCGUUAGACACAUUCAUGAGAAAGCGGUUCGAUUGGAAGCGACUUGUAAAAGAGCAGCAACUAGAAUUAUUUCCGGAUGCGCAGAACACACCGCAAACUUCCAAGCCCUUCAAACGUAAGCCAGAAUUCAGCUCGCAACAAAGCGAUAAACGACCAAGAAGGUAA